UCUUAUGUCAGUUUAAUGCCUAGGCCCUGCUGGAGACCCAAAGAAGGGCGCAGCAGAGCCGAGGGGGCGGCCCCGCGCACGCCGCGGCCGGGAGGAGGCCGAGCUGCCUGCCGAGCUGCCUGCCGACCGUCACGGAGACAGCAAAGCGCCGGAAGGCGCCUGCGCGCCGGAAGGAGAGGGGACCAGGCCCGUUUCCGGGGAGGGGAGCGCGCAUGCGUAGGCGGCACGCUGUGGCCGUUUGAGGGCAAGGCGAACCCGGAAGUGCGGGACCUGAGGGAUUUCUGGCUGCGGCGGGACGACGACUGGUGGGUGAUGGAGGCGGGCGCGGCAGCAGAAGAUGGUCGGGACGGCCCCCGGGAGCGGCUACGCUUGGGCGAAGCUGGGAGGCAGCAGCAGAACCACGAAGUGCGGCCUCAAUCCACAGCCGACCGGUUUCCGAAACAUUCCUACUGGCUGGAUCUGUGGCUCUUCAUCCUCUUCGACGUGGUGUUGUUCAUCUUCGUGUAUCUUUUACCGUAAAUGGUUUGCCUGAUGUCUAGAUUAAGAAGUUGGUUCCUGGAGUGGAUUCUGAGAAUGACUACAAACCUCUUGAACAAAGAAGACAGGAUUGUGCAACAGAAUCUCAAACUGAGGGACUUUUCUUUCAUUUUACAAACUCUUAUUAUUCCUUUUGGGGACUAUAUUAAAUGGGUAAUGAUCUCACCCAUUCACAGCUAAAUUCUUAAAACUAGACUCUGAUUCAUGUUUAAAAACUUUUCAAAAUCUGAUGGCUUUACAGGGGCUGAAUAUUAAAACAUUUCUAUGUAAAGGUUUAGUGUAUUCAUUAAGAAAUAUAGUAAUGUCUUGCCUUUAACAUUUUAAGGAUUAGCCAGAUUAGUAUAAUACAAAAAUGUAAAAUAUUAAAGUGAAAUAUUUAAAAACAAAUUACUCAAAAGGGAAGGAUUUUGAGAAAAGGGAGUUAAGAGCUAUACAGAAAAUAUAGGCCCACAAUGUCCUAACCGUAAGUACCAGUUUGUUAGAUUAAGUGGGCCUCUGUGAUGGCUGCCAGAUUGUUAAUAAUCUCAGAGAAAGUAUAUAAAUAUAAUAUCCAAAUAUCCAACAUGGGAAAUCUAGUGUGCAUGUCCUCUUACCUUUGUUUUCUUUUCAGUUCUUGAACUCCCCUAAAAUAAGAAUAUGUCUGAAACCUAUUUAUUGUGAUUGCAUUAAGAAUGCUUGUGGCCAAAAUGUGUUUUUUUAUAUAAUGGUUAUAUACCUUAAAUACUUCAGCAGAGUCAUUUCAACAAAUAUUUGAGCACUUACUCUGGGCCAGGUACAGUACUGAGCAAAAAAGACAAAAAUCCUUGCCUUUAUGGAGCUUACAUUCUUUAUCUAAAUGUUAGUAAGAAUUUACAUUCUAGGAGUGAUCAACUAGUGUUUAAUCAGAAAGUUAACACUCCCAAAGCAGCUACUAAAAGCCGUCAGAAGCUAUUCCUAUUACAUAACAGAUACUCCUUUAAGUAACAGAUGUUAGAAAUGGGCUCUUUUUGAAAUUGGUGACAUUUGAUACAUGUGAAUUGCCUAAAUAUUUUGAAGACAUUCCCCUCCCUUAGAAACAGGGCAUAGAUCUGGUAAACUUUAUAUCCUUUCCCUCUUAGAAUAGCAUUUACAGUGAAAUGUGGGACUGAUUUUGGUAGAUUUUAAUUGCCUAUUGCCCACUACAAGGUAACAGUAAUGCCUAUGGGGUAUUGUUGCAUCUGUCUGGAGUGAACCUUUUAUGCAAAAAUUGAAGCACCUAAAGAAACACAAAACUGAAAUUACAUUGAGUAUACCAAACAGUGCAAACUUUUUCUGCUGAUUGCUAAUAAUUUUGUCCAAUAAAUGUUUAUUGCCUAGCUAA
This is a messenger RNA of Nyctereutes procyonoides (raccoon dog), 1876 nucleotides long. RefSeq names its product chromosome unknown C4orf3 homolog (gene ARLN). NCBI's taxonomy places the organism in Eukaryota, Metazoa, Chordata, Mammalia, Carnivora, Canidae. The coding region runs from base 16 to 519 and encodes 167 amino acids. The transcript is spliced from 3 exons. The record is from RefSeq and is a predicted model, not a curated record.